AUGGCGACUUCUUCCAAACCGGCAGAUGAAAGUUCGCGUCUAUAUGGCGCACUCCCGAAUGACCAGGACUUUGACUCGAUGAUAUCUGAUGCAAAGUUCACUGCAGAUACUAGAACCGAUUUCUACGACCGCAGUUUGACGAGUCGCAGAUAUGCCCUCGUCGGAGUGGCAUGCUCAAGAAUUGUCACUUUGAUCAAUCACGGAGUCUUCGGAGUAACCAUGACCAAGAUGCACGUAGUGAAUACGAGUGUUAAUCCGUUGCCCCUGCAAGGGGACAUAUUGGCCUUGGCACUUAAUUUAAUUGUCACAUCAUGCACCGAGUCUACAGGCCUCAUACAUGGCAUCUCAUUGCGCUCUGCACUAGCCUCAGAGUCUCGACUUCAUUUCAAUACCAAUCUGCGCCUUCUGACUGCAGCUCGUGGAUGGUAUAGCCCUAAUGGCACCCUGUUUAAUGGUAUCUCGGCUGUCCUCCUCAUUAUAUCCUAUAGCUCGGCCUCACUCGUCGUAUGUCUCGACGUUUCCUUCACAUAUGAUGUUCUUGCCAUUGCGGGGACUCCUCUCUUCGUUCUGGGCUUCGCACUCCUCCUCCAGGUGAUCAUCGCAUUGUCAGCGAUGCGGGCUGUCAAAAUAUUGACGUGGAGCUCCUCACCUUUCGACUUGACUGCCGCACUGGUCCAUCAUACGCAAUUGACCCCUGCUACUUUGCGGUGCAUGCAUUGUGUGUCUGACCUAGACACCGAUGGAGGUCCAGCGAAGCCUUCAGAAAUACAGCCCUCUGCGUGGCAUGCUCACCCUAGCAUCCGGAAAGUUGUGAUUUCUCUCUGGGUGAUCGUUGCAGCAUGCGCUGGAUGGGCCGCACUCGUCACAUAUAUUUCGCACAACCACUCCAAGGAUACUUCCAUCCCGAUGACCACAAAAACAUGGUCGUUCUUGCCCAACCAGUCGUCCAGUUACAUCUUGUAUUUUAUGCCGGGUGUCAAUCUUGAGGUGUGGAUUCUGCUCUUCGUCAACAUAGCAGUUAUACAGGGACCGUUGACACUUGGGCUACAUUGCUCGGAGCUCAUCGCGAAUGUCAUUCGAGACGAGAGACAGUGGAGAUGCGCUACCGGAAGGAAAGGACUUAGAACGAUGAUGAACCCAGUGAAGACAAUUUUCACUCGCCCGAUUUGUCUCAUACUUUUCCUUGCGAAGCCUUUCCUGCACUGGAUGUUUGGGCUUUCAUUCCAGAUAUAUAACGAUAUCUUUGACGGGGCACCACCAAGGUUGUCGAUCUGGAACUUAUGUAUAGCGCUGUUUAUAUUUGCCUCUUUCUUCACUUUCGUCGCACGGGGCCGACCGUGCGGUCCCCAGCCGGCUGCAUACGGCCACCUCCAGACGCUCGCCAACCUCGUGGACGAAUGGUCGCCUGUGAUGUGGUGGGGACACAAGGAGGACGGAAUCCCGUAUUGUCAUGCUGGGACAAGUGAUCACCCGCUACCGGAUGUGAAGAUGGACUGUGUUUAUGCUAGUUCUGGUGCUGGGCCUCUUGUACCUUUCUCGUGAGAGAGGAACUAUAUCCAUGUCAGGCUGGCCAUGCAUUCACGGUGCACACAACCAGCCAUGCCGUUGAACGAUACACGUUCAAUUUUUAUGCUGCUUGUUGCAUUGUGGGUAGUUCGUCUUGUUCUCAUGCCAUUCAUAUCUGGGACAACUUUUGGCGGAGACACGUUAGAUUCGACCUUCAAGCAAUUGCUGAAUCGUUGUGAUUCUUUUUUUUCCGAUUUUAUGUCUAUUCAACAUGAGACUAUUCAGGACUGUCCCAGUACCUUAUCUAGUCUUGGAGCAUUAUGAUUUUGGUCGAUGAUC
Messenger RNA from Suillus subaureus, 1845 nucleotides. RefSeq lists its product as uncharacterized. The record is from RefSeq and is a predicted model, not a curated record. The coding region runs from base 1 to 1542 and encodes 513 amino acids. Lineage: Eukaryota; Fungi; Basidiomycota; Agaricomycetes; Boletales; Suillaceae. The transcript has 6 exons.